AUGUCAUGUCUUUUGGGCGAAGAAAAUUUGAAAUGGGAUUCAGAAGACGAAGAAGAAGAGGAAGAAAACACACAUGGAGGGUGGGUACUGGUUUUGCUGAUGAUAGUUUUUGGAAAAAAAAUUUCUGAAGAAAAUUCGCAUGUUUUCAUGAUCCAUACACCUCUUUUCAAAUUUUCCGAUUUUUUUAUCCUUGAUGGCUACUACAGUCCAUACUACGGUAACUACGGUGGUUAUGGUGGCUAUGGUGGAUACGGUGGCGGCUACUAUCCAUCCUACUCUUCCUAUUCUUACUAUCCUAGCUACGGAUAUGGCAACUAUGGAGGAUACGGUAACUACGGAUAUGGUAACGGAUACGGAUACAAUAGUUUCGGCUUCUGCGGAAUCCGUUGCCGUCGAUUCCAACGUCGUCUGAUGUGGGCACAGAUGGCUGGCUAUGGAAUGUAUGGAAAGAAGUGA
This is a messenger RNA of Caenorhabditis briggsae, 456 nucleotides long. Lineage: Eukaryota; Metazoa; Nematoda; Chromadorea; Rhabditida; Rhabditidae. Bases 1 to 456 code for a protein of 151 amino acids. The record is from RefSeq and is a predicted model, not a curated record. The transcript has 3 exons.